This is a messenger RNA of Chaetura pelagica (chimney swift), 1716 nucleotides long. It is a transcript of the gene RNMT, whose product is annotated as RNA (guanine-7-) methyltransferase. Lineage: Eukaryota; Metazoa; Chordata; Aves; Apodiformes; Apodidae. Gene Ontology annotation, biological process: 7-methylguanosine mRNA capping. Gene Ontology annotation, molecular function: mRNA 5'-cap (guanine-N7-)-methyltransferase activity. The transcript is spliced from 10 exons. Gene Ontology annotation, cellular component: nucleus. Bases 43 to 1287 code for a protein of 414 amino acids. The record is from RefSeq and is a predicted model, not a curated record.
UGUCCAUUCUGAUCAACGGACAAGGAGACUAACCUGUGAAAAAUGGCUGAUUUAACCAAGACAGAAGAACAGGAAGUAGAGAAGAGUUUGGAUGAAGAAGUGGAAAAAACACCUCCUACUUUAGAGGCAGAUUCAGGCAUUGGUGGCAAAGGUGACAGUUCAACCUCAGGUACAGUGCACUCCACUGAAAAUGAAAAGGAAGUUGAUAGUGGUGAUCGGGACAGCAGAGGAAAAAGAAAGAGUUUAGAUCCUGAAGAUGAACCUCCUCAGAAAGUACGUGUGCAAGGCCAUGGGCAAGCGGUCGCUGCACAUUAUAAUGAACUUCAAGAAGUUGGUUUGGAAAAACGUAGCCAGUCUCGCAUAUUCUACCUCCGAAACUUUAAUAAUUGGACAAAGAGUGUCCUCAUUGGUGAAUUUAUAGACCGGGUACGACGGAAAAAGAGCGACAUAACUGUUUUAGAUCUAGGAUGUGGCAAAGGUGGAGACUUACUGAAAUGGAAAAAAGGAAGAAUUAAGAAACUUGUCUGUACUGAUAUUGCUGAUAUUUCUGUGCAGCAGUGCAAGCAGCGAUAUGAAGACAUGAAAGCCCGAUGCCGUUAUAACGAACAUAUUUUUGAUGCAGAAUUUAUACAAGCAGAUAGCACCAAGGAUCUCUUGUCUUCCAAAUACAAUGAUCCGGAUAUGCGCUUUGACAUUUGCAGCUGUCAGUUUGUUUACCAUUACUCAUUUGAGACAUAUGAGCAGGCUGACAUGAUGCUUAAAAAUGCUUGUGGGAACCUCUCUCCUGGAGGAUAUUUCAUUGGCACAACUCCAAACAGCUUUGAACUUGUAAAGCGACUUGAAGCUUCUGAAACAAACUCAUUUGGGAAUGAGGUGUACAGUGUAAAAUUUGAAAAGAAAGGAGAAUAUCCCUUGUUUGGCUGCAAGUAUGAUUUCCACUUGGAAGAAGUGGUUGAUGUCCCUGAGUUUUUGGUUUACUUUCCAUUACUGGAAGAAAUGGCAAAGAAGCAUGGUAUGAAACUAGUGUAUAAAAUGACAUUUCGGGAAUUCUAUGAAGAAAAAAUCAAGAACGAGGAGCAUAAAAUGCUGCUAAAGAGAAUGCAGGCCUUGGAGCCAUAUUCUACAUUUGGUGAUUCCCGGCUUGUUUCUGAUAAACCUGCUGAUUAUGAGCAUGCAAAAGAGUUUGUCAAAGAUGGCAAGGCAAAGUUACCGUUGGGAACCUUGAGUAAAUCUGAAUGGGAAGCAACAAGUAUUUACUUGGUAUUUGCAUUUGAGAAGCAACUGUGAAACUCCACACAGUGGAUGCAGCAAGAAGAGAUCAUGUCCAUGUGCAAGUUGGAAUGGUCAGAAAUCCAUUAUGGCAACUAUUUUUUUAUUUUUUAAUUAUCGGAAGUGUGCAGGACACUACCAAAAACUAGAGCAAGCUCAUGGUUCUGAAUUACACUGCCUGUCUGUGACAGAGGGACUUGUAUGUGUAUAUAGAAGACAGAUUCUGAACCAGUCUUUUUAAGCCUUUGUAAGCAGUCUGCAUGCUAUCAAAACUCAUCUUUGAACUUGACACAACUUUAUGUUGCAAACAAAUGUUUUGUUAGAGUAUGUUUGUGAUUACAAGCCUGACCCUGCACUUUCUGAAGUUGAUGGAAAAAUGACUGUUGACGUUGGUAGUGCAGAAUGAGGGCCUAAAAAUUGUACUGCAGAGCUCAGUUGAUUAUUAAU